Messenger RNA from Hipposideros armiger (great roundleaf bat), 5041 nucleotides. It is a transcript of the gene ABCC10, whose product is annotated as ATP binding cassette subfamily C member 10. Gene Ontology annotation, biological process: transmembrane transport. The record is from RefSeq and is a predicted model, not a curated record. Gene Ontology annotation, molecular function: ABC-type transporter activity; ATP binding; ATP hydrolysis activity. Lineage: Eukaryota; Metazoa; Chordata; Mammalia; Chiroptera; Hipposideridae. The transcript is spliced from 22 exons. Bases 205 to 4758 code for a protein of 1517 amino acids. Gene Ontology annotation, cellular component: membrane.
CACGCUCUUUUGCCUCCACCAGUGCUCGGGAUCUCGGGAUCCAGUGGAAAGCAGUUCUUCAGUUUAAAGGUUCCGGAUCUCUGGCGGCGGGGACACAAGAGAGGAGGGAACGCAAAGGCCACGUAAGUGACCAGUUCAUUAAUCCCUCAGCUCCAAGCAGCCAAACCACCUCCCUUUUUACCCCCUUAAGGUGAAGCCUUCUCCAUGGAGCGGCUCCUGGCCCAGCUGUGCGGCACCAGCGCAUUGCAGCCGCUCCCGGUGUGGGAGGAGGGCACCACUGGCCACUGCUUCACCCAACUGGUGCUCAGCGCGCUACCCCACGCGCUCCUCGCCGUGCUCAGUGCCUGCCACUGGGGCACCCCGAGGAGUCCAGGUUACAAUCUACCCUGCAGUCCUGGUUGGCGCCUCCGACUCACAGCCGCUUUCCUGCUCUCCGUCUUUCCACUGCUAGACCUCCUUCCAGUUGCUUUGCCACCAGGGGCAGGCCCAGGGCCCAUAGGGCUAGAGGUGCUGGCAGGGGGUGUGGCAGCUGUGGCCUGGAUCAGCCACAGCUUGGCCCUGUGGGCAUUGGCCCAUUCCCCUUAUGGCCGCUCCCGGGGGCCCUUGGCCUUGGCUCUGUCUGCCUUCCUGCCAGCCCCAGCCCUAGUGCUGACCCUGCUAUGGCACUUCCAGCGAGGCACACUUCUGCCCCCACUUCUCCCAGGGCCCCUGUCCCGCCUGUGCAUUCUCAUCCUGCAGCUGGCUGUAAUCUUGGCCUAUGGACUGGGCUGGGCAGUCCCUGGGGGUCCUCGGGAAUCCUGGGCCCAGGAGCCCCUCCUUUCAGAGGGACAGGAACCUGAGGUAGCUGAGGAUGGGGAGAGUUGGCUGUCACGCUUUUCCUAUGCCUGGCUGUCACCCUUGUUGGCCCGUGGGGCCCGUGGAGAGCUCCGGCAGCCCCAGGACACUUGCCGCCUCCCCCACAGGCUGCACCCAACCUACCUGGCCUGUGUCUUCCAGGCACACUGGCAGGAGGGAGCCCAGCUGUGGAGAGCCCUGUAUGGGGCUUUUGGGAGGUUCUAUCUGGCACUUGGACUACUGAAGCUGGUGGGGACCAUGCUGGGAUUUUCAGGUCCCCUGCUGCUGUCCCUGCUGGUGGGCUUCCUGGAGGAGGGGCAGGAGCCACUAAGCAAUGGCCUGCUCUAUGCCUUGGGGCUAGCUGGCGGGGCUGUGCUGGGUGCUGUGCUGCAGAAUCAGUAUGGAUAUGAGAUACGGAAGGUUACACUUCAGGCACGGGGAGCCGUGCUGAAUAUCCUGUACCAAAAAGUUUUACAGCUGGGACCCAGACGUCCUCCUGCUGGGGAGGCCCUGAACCUACUAGGCACUGACUCUGAGCGGUUGCUUAACUUUGCUGGGAGCUUCCAUGAGGCCUGGGGCCUGCCCCUGCAGCUGGCCAUCACCCUCUACCUGCUGCACCACCAGGUGGGUGUGGCCUUUGUAGGUGGUCUGAUCCUGGCACUGCUGUUAGUACCUGUCAACAAAGUGAUUGCCACCCGCAUCAUGGCCAGCAACCAGGAGAUGCUGCAGCACAAGGAUGCACGGGUUAAGCUCAUGACAGAGCUGCUGAGUGGCAUUCGGGUCAUCAAGUUCUUCGGGUGGGAACAGGCAAUGGGGACCCGAGUGGAGGCCUGCCGGGCUCAAGAGCUGGGGCGACUCCGGGUCAUCAAAUACCUGGAUGCGGCCUGUGUGUACCUAUGGGCUGCCCUGCCAGUUGUCAUCUCCAUCGUCAUCUUCAUCACCUAUGUCCUCAUGGGGCACCAGCUCACUGCCACCAAGGUGUUCACAGCCCUGGCACUGGUGCGCAUGCUAAUUCUUCCUCUCAACAACUUCCCUUGGGUGAUCAAUGGCCUCCUUGAGGCCAAAGUGUCCUUAGACCGGAUCCAGCGUUUUCUCGACCUUCCCAACCACAACCCCAAGACCUACUAUAGCCAAGAUCCCCCCACAGAGCCAUCAACGGCAUUGGAACUGCAUGAAGCCCUGUUCUCAUGGGACCCAGUUGGAACCAGUCAGGAGACCUUCAUCAGUCACCUUGAAGUAAAGAAGGGUGUCCUGGUGGGCAUCGUGGGGAAGGUGGGCUGUGGGAAGAGCUCGCUGCUGGCUGCCAUUGCUGGGGAGCUCCACAGGCUGCGUGGACGGGUGGCAGUGUGGGAGUUAUCCAAAGGCUUUGGCCUAGCCACCCAGGAACCCUGGAUCCAGUUUGCCACCAUACGAGACAACAUCCUCUUUGGGAAGACAUUUGAUGCCCGGCUGUACAAGGAAGUGCUAGCGGCCUGCGCCCUCAAUGACGACCUCAGUAUCCUUCCUGCUGGAGACCAGACAGAGGUGGGGGAGAAGGGUGUGACCCUCAGUGGGGGCCAGCGGGCCCGGAUUGCCCUUGCUCGUGCGGUCUACCAAGAAAAGGAACUCUAUCUCCUUGAUGACCCUCUGGCUGCUGUAGAUGCAGAUGUGGCCAACCACCUGAUGCACAGGUGCAUCCUGGGAGUGCUGAGCCACACCACACGGCUGCUGUGUACCCAUCGCACCGAGUACCUGGAGAGGGCUGACGUGGUGCUGCUGAUGGGGGCUGGGCGCCUCGUCAGGGCUGGGCCUCCCUCUGAGAUCCUGCCAUUGGUACAAGCUGUCCCCAAAGUCUGGGCUGAGGAUGGACAAGAGUCUGAAACAGCCACAGCCCAGUCAGUACGGAACCCAGAGAAAACAAAGGAGGGUCUGGUGGUGGAGAAGAGCCCAUCUGGCCGCCUGUUGCAGGAGGAAAGCAAGAAGGAGGGCGCCGUGGCUUUCCACGUGUAUCAAGCGUACUGGAGGGCCGUGGGCUGCGGCCUGGGCCUGGCCAUCCUCUUCUCUCUGCUCCUCAUGCAAGCCACAAGGAACGCUGCUGACUGGUGGCUCUCACACUGGAUCUCUCAGCUGAAAGAAGCCAAGAAUAGCUCCCAGGAGGCACCAGUCCCCACCACCCCAGAUUCCACAGGGCUCCUUUCUGCCCAGCUGCUCCUCUUCGCUCCUGGAAGCCUCUACCCCCUCCCCACCACCCAGCACCUCAGUGUCCCCACUGCCCAACGCUGCCCCCAAUGGCUCCUCAGACAUCCGUUUCUACCUCACCGUGUAUGCGACCAUUGCUGGUGUCAACUCCCUCUGCACCCUUCUCCGGGCAGUGCUCUUUGCAGUGGGCACCCUGCAAGCGGCCACCACCCUGCAUCGCCGCCUGCUGUGUCGAGUCCUCAUGGACUGUCCCCAAGCCCUGUUCUGCCAGGCCCUGCCCUUGCCCAACCACACCCCUUCUCCCAGGCACCGGUGACUUUCUUCGACUCCACGCCCUCGGGCCGAGUCCUAAACCGCUUCUCCUCUGACGUGGCCUGUGCGGAUGACAGCCUGCCCUUCAUCCUCAACAUCCUGCUGGCCAACACAGCCGGCCUGCUGGGCCUCCUGGCUGUGCUGGGCUCCGGCCUGCCCUGGUUGCUGCUGCUGCUGCCACCUUUGAGCAUCACCUACUACCGCGUGCAGCGCCACUAUAGGGCCUCCUCCAGGGAGCUGCGGCGCCUGGGGAGCCUCACCUUGUCUCCACUCUACACCCACCUGGCCGACACCUUGGCUGGCCUCCCCGUGCUCCGGGCUGCGGGGGCCACCGACAGGUUUGAGGAGGAGAACCAGAGACUCCUGGAGCUAAACCAGAGGUGCCAGUUUGCUUCCAGUGCCACCAUGCAAUGGCUGGAUAUUCGGCUGCAGCUCAUGGGGGCCGCGGUGGUCAGUGCCAUCGCAGGCAUCGCCCUGGUGCAGCACCAGCAGGGCCUCGCUGACCCAGGACUGGUAGGCCUGUCACUGUCUUACGCCCUAUCCCUGACGGGCCUGCUCUCUGGCCUGGUGAGCAGCUUCACGCAGACGGAAGCCAUGCUGGUGAGCGUGGAGCGGCUGGAGGAAUACUCCUGUGAUCUGCCCCAGGAGCCCCAGGGCCAGCUGUCACAGCUAGGCACUGGCUGGCUGACCCAGGGAAGCGUGGAGUUCCAGGAUGUGGUGUUGGUGUACCGGCCAGGGCUGCCGAAUGCCCUGGAUGGGGUGACCUUCCGCGUGCAGCCUGGAGAGAAGUUGGGCAUCGUGGGCCGCACAGGCUCCGGCAAGUCUUCCCUUUUGUUGGUGCUCUUCCGGCUGCUGGAGCCCAGUUCCGGGCGAGUGCUGUUGGAUGGACUGGACACCAGCCAGCUGGAGCUGGCCGAGCUCAGAUCCCAGCUGGCUAUCAUCCCCCAGGAGCCCUUUUUGUUCAGUGGGACUGUUCGGGAAAACCUGGAUCCCCGGGGCCUGUAUGAGGACAGGGCCCUGUGGCAGGCCCUGGAGCAGUGCCACCUGAGUGAGGUGAUCAUAUCCAUGGGUGGUCUGGACAGUGAGCUGGGUGAGGGGGGCCGGAGCUUAUCGCUGGGGCAGAGGCAGCUGCUGUGUCUGGCCAGGGCUCUCCUCACAGAUGCCAAGAUCCUGUGUAUUGACGAGGCCACAGCAAGCGUGGACCAGAAGACAGACCAACUGCUCCAGAAGACCAUCUGCAAACGCUUUGCCAACAAAACAGUGCUGACCAUUGCCCACAGGCUCAACACCAUACUGAACUCGGAUCGGGUGCUGGUGCUGCAAGCCGGGAGGGUCGUGGAGCUGGACUCCCCUGUCGCCCUGCGCAACCAGCCCCACUCGCUGUUCCAGCAGCUGCUGCAGAGCAGCCAGCAGGGAGCCCACUCCUCCCCCUGAGGGCCCUCCAAGGUCUCCCCUCUGUCUUACCCCUGCUGGGCGGCUUAGAGCUGGCUGCUUGUUUACAUUCUCUUCCACGGCUCUACCUCAGUUGGCACUUCCCCAGGGGGGAAAAGGUGCCCUGGGUUCCUCUUUGGGAAUCACUGUUCAGGCAGAGGCCCAAGGUUUGUGCAGAGCCAGACCUCUGCCCUGGCCCUCUUACCUCUGUGACUCCAGGCAGGUUUUUCUGGCAAAGGAGCCCACUUACACUCCCACAGUUUUAUUGGAUAAAAUUCCCAUUUUA